Messenger RNA from Gryllus bimaculatus (two-spotted cricket), 565 nucleotides. The record is from the annotation of a GenBank genome assembly. Lineage: Eukaryota; Metazoa; Arthropoda; Insecta; Orthoptera; Gryllidae.
AUGGAGGACGAGGAGGACGUGCUGGAGGAGGCGGGGCGGCUGGCGCCCGCCUGCAACACGACGGAGGAGGACGCGCGCACCGCCGCCGUGCGCUACUACUGCUACGGCGUGGCGCUGCCGGCCGUGUGCGCGCUCGGCAUCCUGGGCAACGCGCUCAACCUGCUCGUGCUCACGCGACGCAACAUGAAGGGCAUCGCCUACGUCUACAUGCGCGGACAAGGAUGAUGGUGGAAUUUUCUUUGUUUACUACAGUAGUCAGACAAAAGCGUCUGAUUGAAAGGAAGUGAUUAUGGAAUUAAUAAGUCUCUCCCAAAAAUUGUAAUUAGAUGUAAGAAAGGCAAUCUUAUAUCUAACAAAUAAAGUUGGAAGCCAUUUCCGUGUUCGUCAGAUCUGUAAGCUUCUUUCCAAAUGUGUUUGAAAUGAAAUUAUUUCAUGAAAUGAAAACUAAGACCUUUUCGUAAAAUAAUUGUAUUUUCAUAAAAUAAUAAUAUAUAUUUAGUAAUUCUAUCUUAAUAAUACGUUUGUUUUUAAAUUUUUCUUCAAAGGAAUGUUACAAUUUUUCUCA